Messenger RNA from Coffea eugenioides, 1205 nucleotides. RefSeq names its product neurofilament medium polypeptide-like. NCBI's taxonomy places the organism in Eukaryota, Viridiplantae, Streptophyta, Magnoliopsida, Gentianales, Rubiaceae. Bases 697 to 1092 code for a protein of 131 amino acids. The record is from RefSeq and is a predicted model, not a curated record. The transcript has a single exon.
UUCUCCAUCUUUCGACCUCAUUUCUUUUCUUUCGUCACUGCCCGUCUUUUCUUCUUCAGCUAAAACGACUAAAGCUAGCUUCAUACAAGGAUAAGGUAAACUUAUGCAUAUUAAUUGUAGUGUACUCAUAUUCAGAUAUUUUCUGCAUGAGACAUCUUCUCCCGGGUAGAAAGAUUGAAGAAAGACACAUAGCUAGAGGAAAAAGGAGGUAAUUUUUGUGCACAUGGUCCUAGAAAGGUGUGUUUUAGCUUAGUGGAUUUUGUUUCAUUUCUGGUUAUAUAUAAUACCAUCUGAUUCUGCUAAAGAGGCGGCUUAUCCAUUUUAUUAAGCUUGCUUGCAUCAAAGUGAGAGCUAAAGUUCGGUCUUUCCCAUAUGUAUAUUGCUAUGCUAUGAGUGGAAGAUACAUGGUAGGAGUAUUCAAGAUGGAUUGCGGUGUUUUACUACUUUUUUUUAAGUGGCUCUAGGAUCUAGGAAGAGACAAAUAUUUGUUAUUGAAAUACUACUAGUAUUAAGUUUGUAAUUCCUUUUUUUUUUUUUUGUGAAUUUGAGAAUAUUAAUCCAAUACAUAUAGUUGCAUAUAUGGAAGUGGAGCAAUAUGUAUUGGCCAUGUUAGAAUUUCGGUAGUCAGGUGGGGAGCUAGUAUAUCUUGUUUUGGUGCUCAAGAAUUUGUUUGGGAAUUGAUUGAAAAACAUAUUUAUGGGUAAAAAGAAAGCGGUGAAAAAGACAAAGGAGUUAUCAGUCGCAAUAGCAGAAUCAUCAUCCCUUGAUGCAGAAGGACAGCAGCAGCCUCUGACUCCUAGGAAAAGAGGAAGACCCCGGAAAAUUAUUGCUGAGAAAACUGAGGUGGAAGAAGUGAAGGAGGAAGAGAAAACAGCACAAGAGGAGGAGGCCCAUGAUGUUGAAGGAGGUGAUUCAAAGAAAGUGAAAACAAGCGAUGAAAAAGAAAAAGGGCAGCCAUCAAAGAUGAAAGAAGACGCCACAACGACGACGAUGACAACAGCAGCAGCAGCAGCAUCAUCCUCUUCAAAAAAGCAGCUUUCGGCUCCAAGGAGCAGAGCCAGGCGCAAAAGUAAGCCAAGGAAGAGCAGCUAAAUCUCGUAGUUGUUGGUUCCAUUAAUUCUUUCUUUCAAGAUUUUUUGGUUGAAUGGAAUUCAAGAAAGAAGAUUGGAGGAAAGAUCAUUAAUGAAUUAAUUUGCCCUUUUUUU